UGGCAAUGAAUGCGUAAAUCAAAUGUUAAGUAAAUAAAUAGCUCUUUGUUUUAGUUGUUAUUAACGAUAAUAACAAUUAUUUCAAUUGAUUAUCGCAUUCAUUGUAAUCACACAACAGACAAACAGAAAUGUAAAGAUAAGAUAAAAAAAUAGUUAAGAUAUCGUUAGAUAUCAAAUGUCUCGUAUGGUCUUUGCGACGAUUCUUCGAAACAAUUAUCCGAAGAAUUCAAGUCAUGGAUCAAUGUUUUAUUGUUGUCAUCAGAAAAGACAAUCGCCAUUACUUUUGCUACUAUGCGAUGCCAUUCGCCAUCAAUCUUAUCACUCGUACGCACCGAAAGAACAGUUGAUGACAGCCCAAGAAGUGGCCACAGCUUUGAGACCGUUCUUCUUUGUCAUACAUCCCGACCGCUUCUGGAAAUAUCCGAAACAAAAGGACACUAACGAAGAUUCGUUAAAACAGUUGAAUUCAUUUAUCAAAGAUGUGAUCGAAAUGCGAGAGACUAACGACAGAAGGAUUAAGUUCUUUAUGAGAGACGAAAUCAUAGAUAAUAAUGAGAUGGUUAAGAGUGAUAACAUAAUUGAUGUCAAGUUUAAGGAGAUUAACAUUAAUUUAUUUCGUAGAGAAAAUGUCAAUAAAAUUGUACAUAAAAUACUGUCCGAGUCUCGACUGUCGACCGAUUAUCUCAAGAAAAUUGGUAAACAACCGCAAAUGGGUAGCACUGCUGGCACUGAAGGCCAUGGUAUGACUUCCGAUGGCUUUCAAUUCAAGUAUAAUCAAAACAGUGGUCCGUUUAGUUUUAAUCGUAAAGUCAAUGAUUAUUGGGUUAGAACUGAUAUAAAUGGUCGUCAAACUAUCGAAACAGAUCCCGAAUUGGAUGACUUUGAAGAACUGUUUGAAAAGAAGAAAAUCGACAAAAAUUUGAUUGAAUGGCUUCAAGAGAACCGACAUUUGGCUAAUAGUAGGCUUCAUACAAACGAACCGAUUCGUCAAGAAUUGAAUCGAUUGGCAGAUCAGCUGAAACAAGAGUUGCACUUAAAUGAUAUUAUUUGGAAGGACUGCGGUUGGGGUGUAUCUCAUAUAAGGGCUGCACUGAAUAGUGUUAAUAUAAUGAAACAGCAGUUUGAUAUCAAUGUUCUCAACGGCCGGACACUGAUGUUUGCCCGACAAUCGGGCGUCAGUUUUGAUGGUCACGUUGUAUUGAACAUUGAGGACGUGCGACACAAUUGGUUGGCAAUGAUUAAGAACAUUCAUACGUACGAUGCAGAUCUGAAAAAACUGCCAUUUGUCGAGAGUGUACUGUCGGGUGCGUUGCGCGGCAUUCAAAUAGAUCACCGAAAAUUUCGACCGACGGUAAUCAUAUCGUCUUAUAUAAAACAAUUAGAAAAAUUGACGGCUGCUAUUAGUCUAUAUAUUGGCCAACAUGGGUUUCCGCCAAAUUGGUCGCCAAUCCUUGACAGAUAUCAAUUGGUAGUCGAGUGCGAAGCGGGACCGCUGAUGCUAUCGCCGACUGGCCAGUUUAUAGUGCCCGCAUCGUGUCCAGCCUUUCUAUUAUUUGACUUUAUGAGCGACAAUAUGUUUAAAGCGAGACUAUUAAGAGAUAUGUAUUUGAAUUAUAAGUCCAAAGAGGAACAUAUAGUCAAUGAAUGUAUGACUCAACUGGGCUUACAGUCCAUCGACAAGGAUGACAACGUAACACCUGAUCUGAUGAUCCAGUGUUGCAACAAAUUGAUAGCCAAUAGGGACACACUGUCGUUGAGGAACAGUCGUCUUCGAGUGUCUCACUAUUAUUCAGUCCUAUUGGAUGGAGAGAUAUGUAUUCCCUGGGAUUUUACCCUAUAAUUAAAACUACUUAUUAACCUCAAAAGCAAACUACCCGUAAUAGUCACCGUUAUUAUGACUGA
Messenger RNA from Oppia nitens, 1902 nucleotides. Its product is annotated as T-cell activation inhibitor, mitochondrial-like. The record is from RefSeq and is a predicted model, not a curated record. The transcript has a single exon. Gene Ontology annotation, cellular component: mitochondrion. Bases 176 to 1840 code for a protein of 554 amino acids. Lineage: Eukaryota; Metazoa; Arthropoda; Arachnida; Sarcoptiformes; Oppiidae.